Messenger RNA from Alnus glutinosa, 3572 nucleotides. Its product is annotated as hydroxyproline O-galactosyltransferase GALT3. Bases 420 to 2327 code for a protein of 635 amino acids. The record is from RefSeq and is a predicted model, not a curated record. NCBI's taxonomy places the organism in Eukaryota, Viridiplantae, Streptophyta, Magnoliopsida, Fagales, Betulaceae. Gene Ontology annotation, cellular component: Golgi membrane. Gene Ontology annotation, molecular function: carbohydrate binding; galactosyltransferase activity. The transcript has 8 exons.
UUGACAAACCAACCAUCAAAACGACAGCGUUUCUUUGCACUCCCAUCUACGCGACUACACGGACACAUUGCCUGAAGAAGGGGGCUGAUACAGGAGAAAUAACAAGUUGAAACUUGAAGGCAGGCCUGAAGAUGUAAUGGUUUCCCCUCAAGGUCCCCCCAGUUCCAGAAACCUGAAGCGGUUAGUCUAGUUGGUUUUUGGUGCUCUCCUUCAGAUUUGAAAUCCUCAAGCUCUUUUAUUCUUACACACUGGAGGAUCCGGGUAAGCUCCCUUAUGAUCUGGAGUAUAUGAUGAUGACAGAAGAUGACAAUGCAAGAACUGGGUUACAUACUUGUUCACAAUUUUUCCUUAUGAAAUGGUUAAAAGAAGAGUCGUAUGGUUUUUCUGCGUCAUGAUUUAAUUUAGCUGAAGUGUUGAAAAUGAAGAAGUGGUCCGGAGGAAUGUUUAUCAUGGCUCUUGCGAUGAUCAUGUUUCUGGGUUACAGCCUUAUAGUAAUCCGGCCACAGAAGCAGUCAGCAUAUAGUUUCUUUAGAAACCAUCCGGCCAAUGAUUCUCAUACAAAGGACAGUGACUUCGUUAAGUCUUCUCAAAUGGAAGUGAAAAAAGCAUCAAAGCCAUCAAAAAAGCCCCCUCUUAUAAAUAUUGAUGGGCUCAGUGAUCUGUAUGCUUCCAAAAAAAUUUCUGGGGAAGAGUCGAAGGCCUUGCUUGUGUGGGCUCACAUGCGUAUGCUACUGUCGAGGUCUGACACUCUGCCUGAAACAGCUGAGGGGGUUAAAGAGGCUUCCGUAGCUUGGAAAGAAUUAUUCUCCACAAUUGAGAAGGAAAAAGCCUCCAAGUUUAGCAACAGUAACAACACUGAAGAUAAGAAUUGCCCUUACUCUGUAAGUACACUUGAUAAUACAGCAUCGCAUGGUGGAGUCGUUCUUGAGCUCCCUUGUGGUCUAGUUGAAGAUUCUUCCAUUACUUUAGUUGGCAUUCCUGAUGGGCGCUAUCAAAGCUUUCAAAUUGAACUUGUAGGCUCACAACUUUCUGGGGAGCCAACACCUCCUAUUAUCUUACAUUAUAAUGUCAGUCUGCCUGGAGAUAAUAUGACGGAGGAGCCAUUUAUAGUUCAGAAUACAUGGACGAGUGAAGCUGGGUGGGGCACAGAGGAACGAUGUCCUGCUCACGGGUCUGCCAACAUUGUCAAUGUUGAUGGGCUUGUUCUUUGCAAUGAACAAAUUGUCAGGAGCACUGUGGAAGAGAAUAUAAAUGUGAGUCAUCCUAGUAGUGACGCGUUGGCCAAUGUUCCCAGUGGAAGUGCCCAUGGAAGCGCUAGUUUCCCUUUUGUUGAAGGGAACCCUUUCACUGCCACAUUGUGGGUUGGUCUAGAGGGGUUUCAUAUGACCGUGAGUGGAAGACAUGAAACUUCUUUUGCAUAUAGGGAGAAACUUGAACCAUGGUCAGUUAGCAGAGUGAAAGUGGCAGGUGGUUUGGAUCUCUUAUCUGCCUUAGCUAAAGGCUUGCCUGUUUCUGAAGACAAUGAUUUAGUUGUUGAUCUGGAGCACCUCAAAGCUCCAUCAGUUUCCAGGAAAAGACUUGUAAUGUUGGUUGGGGUUUUCUCUACCGGAAAUAAUUUUGAGCGUCGAAUGGCGUUGAGGAGGUCUUGGAUGCAAUAUGAGGCCGUACGUUCUGGGAAUGUAGCUGUCCGAUUUUUUAUUGGCCUUCACAAGAACAACCAGGUCAAUUUUGAGCUAUGGAAAGAAGCUCAAGCAUAUGGGGAUGUCCAAUUGAUGCCCUUUGUUGACUAUUACAGCUUGAUUGCUUUGAAAACAGUUGCAAUUUGCAUCUUGGGGACCAAAAUCCUCCCUGCCAAAUAUAUCAUGAAAACAGAUGAUGAUGCUUUUGUUAGGAUUGAUGAAGUUCUCUCUAGCCUCAAGGGAAAGGCAUCUAAUGGCCUCUUGUAUGGUCUUAUUUCUUUCGAAUCAGCUCCACAUAGGGAUAAAGACAGCAAAUGGUAUAGUAGUACCGAGGAAUGGCCACAUGCUUCUUACCCACCAUGGGCCCAUGGUCCAGGAUAUAUUAUCUCUCGGGACAUUGCGAAAUUCAUUGUCCGUGGCCACCAGGAAAGAGAUCUCAAGCUUUUUAAACUAGAAGAUGUUGCAAUGGGCAUAUGGAUCGAACAAUUCAAGAAAAGUGGUCAAGAAGUGCAUUACAUCAACGAUGACAGGUUUUACAAUGCCGGAUGCGAAUCAAAUUAUGUUCUCGCACAUUAUCAAGGCCCGAGGAAAGUGUUAUGCCUUUGGGAGAUGCUGCAGAAAGAGCACCAGGCCAUUUGCUGCGAGUAAAUAUAUCAACCUUUCUGACAAAUGAAACCCUUGAUGAGCUCAAAUCCUUCUAUCCGAGAACCAAAUACUAUCAAUAAUUGCAGUCAUGCAGCUAUUGAUAUUCUUUGGUGCAAAAAGGAUGGGUCAAGUUCUUUGUUUGACCUUUUCGGGUCUAUUUUUGUAAAAAACUGUAUCCUUUUAAUCAAAUUUUUUUUUUCUUCAGAAAGCACAACUUAUUUGUUCAUGGAACAUUGAAGGCAACCAAAUUCCCCAAUAUCUUACACCUGGCGUUUAAGCCAAGCCAAAACCUUUUGAGUGGUUGGUUUGAUCCGUGAAAUAUGCACCACCCAGUCAUGAUUGACACGUUUGAGAAUCAAUUCUUUUUCUUACUCUUACUGACAGCCUCCAAUUUUCAAGUGGAAGGACCACAGAAACUCUUGGAAGCUUUAAGCUUAGAUUUGUUGUCCGUGAUUCUUAUGCAGACACGCAUGCAUACAAACUGCACAUGGAUCCCUGCAAUUGAGUAGGCAAUUUCCAAUGAGGGAUCCGACAAGAUAACUUAGAAUCUUUUGUAAUUGUCUGCACCGACAAUCAUUUCCGGUCCAAAAAGAUAUUUAUGAAUCCCUCGCUCCUCCAAUCGGGCAAGCAAUCGUAAGAGGCUUACCGCCUGAAGGCCCUGAACACGUGCUUCGACAGGUGGCCGCAUCGAAAGUCUUCACAAUUGCAAGAAAUUCCUCGCCAUCUAGGUAGGAGAUCCCGAUCCAACUGUAGGCCGUACGUAUAAGAAUAUGACUACUUUGAGGCAACAGCUUAUUAACUUGGAAAAGAUGGAACUUCUACCAACCAAGAAACAUUCAAACCGGACAAGCAGGGUUAGGAAGCAACGUGGCUUUUUUUUUCUUUUGCCGUGGAGACUUAAAACUUCACGUGUGUUUAAAUCUAGAAGCAUCGCCAAGACACCAACUACCCUACAGUAUUAAUAUAACACUAAAAAGUCUCGGCUGUUCUUCAAAAUGUCAUCAUAUCACUUGGUGAGUCAUUCCAAAUUGUAGCUUGCAAGUUAGUGCUUGGGGCUGCUGUAUGCCAUAUCUGGAAGCACAGAAAUGGUCUUUCUCAUAGUAAUAAGUUGAAUUCUGAUGAGCAUAUUCUUGAAAUGAUAUGGGCUCCCGUAAAUUUGUUAAUACGGUUACUAAUAGAAACUACUGUUGUUGCUGGAAGUGUCUGAGAAAGUGUUUACCGGAUAAAUUAAAUUGGUGAUUUGGUUUU